Gongylonema pulchrum is the source of this 297-nucleotide messenger RNA. The record is from the annotation of a GenBank genome assembly. NCBI's taxonomy places the organism in Eukaryota, Metazoa, Nematoda, Chromadorea, Rhabditida, Gongylonematidae.
AUGGCGCGAAAGCGGCCGCGGCAGAGCGUUUCGGAUAGUCCGACAGCGCUCGAGAAAACCAUUGCAAAUAGUCUGGAAUUUAUCCAGGGAUUUAUCUACACUGCACUGCAGAAGCAGAAGGAGCAAGAACAAGAGAAGGAGAAAGCAAAAAGCGCAAACACAGCCCUCUUCGAAUGCAUCGACCAUCUCACAGCCGACAUGUCACCGAUGGAACGCCAGGAAGCUGUCCGAGAAAUGAAGAGAGCUUGCGUGAGCAUUUGCGGUAAAAUUAUUAAUAAGUCAAAGGAUGCAACGUAA